This is a messenger RNA of Manihot esculenta (cassava), 976 nucleotides long. RefSeq lists its product as uncharacterized. The record is from RefSeq and is a predicted model, not a curated record. The transcript is spliced from 3 exons. Bases 37 to 411 code for a protein of 124 amino acids. NCBI's taxonomy places the organism in Eukaryota, Viridiplantae, Streptophyta, Magnoliopsida, Malpighiales, Euphorbiaceae.
CCAUAUAUAUCACUCUUUAUAUGACUUCAUCAUCUCAUGAUAUUGCACCAGCAACUUGAUCCCCAGAGAUCUCUUUCUCCAGUUGCAUACAAAGUGAUCGUGUUUAGUUGUGUUCUUGAUUCGAUCAUGGCGGACUCUUCUGCUUCAUACAUACACAUGGUGCAGCAUCUUAUAGAGAAGUGUCUGAUCUUUCACAUGACAAAAGAGGAUUGCAUGGAAGCUCUCUCUAAACAUGCAAACAUCGAACCUGUCAUUACCUCUACUGUGUGGAACGAACUGGAGAAAGAGAACAAGGAAUUCUUCGAAGCAUAUGCAAAAUCAAAAGGCAAAGAUGAUAGGAUGUCGGAGGAGGAAACGAGUCAAAUGAUACAGAAGAUGAUCUCCCAAUCCUCCAAUGAUUCUGAUGAUUAAAACAUUACAAGGAAGCUACGAGGAAAUGAUAUCAAUCUCCCGAUCUUGUGUUCUAGGUUGGUAGUUUUGGCUUUCGUUUCCAAAUGCUAAUCCUGCCAAAAACACUGGAGAAGAGAAAUUAGAUUUGAUGUCUCGUUUCUACUUGUGGUCCUACUGUGACUAUGCAUGCUAAAAUAAUCACCAUGUGGAUUUCAUCCAUGAAAAUAGCUUGCAGUAUAUGCAUGGGAAACUGUAGAAAUAUAAUUAUUUUUAAACUGAAAUCCCAAGUAACCAAUCACACAAUGACACGUCAUUGAUAGGCAAAACUUCAUGUCAUGCAUUUCUCGUAAACUUGGAAACAAUUUGAUAAGAAAACUAUUCAUCAUUGUGACGUGGUGCAUUUUGAUUGGAUAUGAGAUUAUACUGGUACAUGUAAUAAUUGAAUAGUGGUAGGAGAGUUCUUGAGGUUUAACGCAAGACACCUGGAAUCCAGAGGCUGCGUCAAAUAUUGUUGGCUUGUGAUGUUUUUGGCUUUGUCUCACUUGGAUUCAAACAACAAAAGAAAAAACAUGUGAUGUUUUGUUUA